This is a messenger RNA of Didymodactylos carnosus, 1230 nucleotides long. Lineage: Eukaryota; Metazoa; Rotifera; Eurotatoria; Philodinida; Philodinidae. The record is from the annotation of a GenBank genome assembly.
AUGGGUCGCUCUUUCUAUCGUCGAAAACCGAGUUCGAUAGCUAUGGCAGAGAGUAAAGAACAAACGAUGAAAUUCAAUCAUAGUUUAUCAAAUACUCACGAAGAUAAUCAAAUUGAAAAAUAUUUCAAUUUGGAAAAUAAUAUUGAAACAAUAAAUCAUAUGGGUCCUUAUGGUCAUAUAGCAUUACAUAUUGCUAAUUCUCACGGAGAUAACGAAGAUGUUCAAUUCUUCUUUACAAAUAGUGCAUUCGUAUCAUUGGAAAAUAUUUCAUCUCAAUUAACAUUGUAUGAUAAAUCGAAAAGAGAUGAAAUAAAAAAAUUGAUCUUAAAAACUUGUAACUUACAUGGUUUUUCGAAAGAAAUUCCAGAUAAUAUUUAUAUUAUUUGGUCAAUAAAUGGUGAUAAUUUAAUAAAGAAGGGUAAAGAAUUUUGUGAACAAAUCGAUUUAUACAAAACUUAUGAUAAUCAACAUCAUUUAAUAACAAAAUUAUUGAUUGAAAUAGUUGAAUAUUAUUUAAAUGAAUAUUUAAUUAAAGAAGAACGUUUUUCAGGAGAUAAAAUAAAGCAAAUCAAAGAUUGUUUUAACAACGCCAUUGAAGAAAAAAAUUACUUAAAAUAUUUUAUUAAAGCUUAUACAUUUACUAAUAAUUUUCAUCAUGUUUUAAAUAAACAUCUGGCAUUGUAUAUAGUAGAUUAUUUUGAUCCAUCAUCCUAUUCUUCCAUACCAGCAGAAUAUCGUCUAAUUAAUUGUUUAGUACAUAUUGUUACAUUAGUAAGGAAUGAUCCCUAUAGAAAUAAAUAUAAAUAUAAAGGUAUUACUUAUCGUGGUUUAUUAAUGAAACAAAAUGAUUUAAAACCCUAUCGUAUUGGUAAUUAUAUACUAAAUAAAUCAUUUAUGUCAACAUCGAAAGCUCUUUCAAUUGCUCAAUUAUAUGCUAAUAAUAGCCCAGACAGUAUUUUAGGAGGAACCUCAAAUUAUCAUGAUCGAGCAGAAGUAUCAUCUGUUAUCUUAAAAUUUACAAUCAAACAGGAUGAAACAGCUGUUGAUAUUAAACACAUGUCAAUGGUACCCGAUGAAGAAGAAGUGUUAAUAUUACCGUUUUCAGUAUUUCGGGUGAAAGAUACAAUUGAAAAUGGUGGAGAUACGGAUUCGCCAGGAUUAAUUGAAAUUGAUUUAGAAGAAUGCGAGGAUAGUGAGCAAAUCAAUACUGAAAAACCGAAAAGUGAGUAG